AUGGAUAGGUCUUUUGGUUCAUCGUCUAUGAUCAGAGCUGUUCCUUCUAAUGAAACAGCAGCGACGUUCUCCUGCAAUGAGGAGGAAGAGAGUGGUUGGACUAAGUACUUCGAAGAUUUCUCGAACAAUAAUAGACAAGAACAGGCUAGUUUCUGCUCUUCUUUGGUUUCUGAUGCUUCUUCUGGUGCCGCAUGGAGAGUCUCGCAUAACAACAGCGUGCCGAAAAAAUUGAAGAAAACAAGAACCAAGAAGAUUGGGGAUCAUGAUUUGGAGGAUACUGCUAGUUCUCCUGUUAAUAGUCCCAAGAUUGGUGAUUUCAGACCAGUUGAUCAUAUGAAUCCCAGAAAGAUAGAAGAUCAUCGUAUCAACAUUAAUUCUUUGGGUAAAGAGCAUUUUGCAGAAAUGAAGCAGGCAGAUGAAAACAGUAGUGAUUGUUCAGGGAAAAAUGGUCAAAAUACAGACUUAAAGAAAAAAGGGUUGUGUUUGGUUCCUUUAAAUCUGUUAGUGAAUUAUCUUGUUUAAUUUUCAAUGAACUCCAUUGUAUCCAAACUCUUAUGAGUUACUUUGUAACAAUACUAAAGGAAAAUUCUGUGGAUAUAUAAAUGUUGUAUAUUUCUUCACAUAAAAUGAAAAAAAAACAAAACAUG
Fragaria vesca subsp. vesca is the source of this 647-nucleotide messenger RNA. RefSeq lists its product as uncharacterized. The record is from RefSeq and is a predicted model, not a curated record. Gene Ontology annotation, biological process: xylem development. NCBI's taxonomy places the organism in Eukaryota, Viridiplantae, Streptophyta, Magnoliopsida, Rosales, Rosaceae. The coding region runs from base 1 to 522 and encodes 173 amino acids. The transcript has 5 exons.